AUGACGGAAAUUAAACAACAUUUUACGGUUCGCCUUAUGCAUGCACUCAAGCUUUGCAUGGUUGCGACGGAUAUUCUCCUACUGGAAUCGUGUCCCCAACAGCUUAAGACCAAGCCGCUACAACAACUCAAAGAGGCUAUGGUGAUACUCGAAGAGAGUGGUAAUUCACUCAAACAGUGGCAUGACGUAGCUAUGCUCGAUAUUCCAGGAUUAGAUGAUAGCCAAAAUACUCUCACGAGCUUCCAGCACCCGCCACUGGCGGCAUUCACGAGGGUGAUAAGGAUAAGCUACAGUGCUGCAAGGCUGUGCGCUGGCCAUCAGGAACUCCUUUUACGUAUAAGUAUUUCAGCUACUAUUUCAGCUACUGGAGAUGAGACCUUGUCUGCUUAUUCGGAUCUGUCUGGAGCAGCCCACGGAAUUCAGAGUGCCAUUCUAGACAUCUCGAAUUGCAUCAUCGAGUUUAUGCAGCUGGGUCUUGUGCCUUACCUCUACAUUGGCAUCGCUGCAUUUGCAGCACUGCCGUAUUUGAUGCAAGUACUAGACUUGAAAAUCACCCGUCGAUCCUGUCCCGAAGUCGAGUUGACGGAUCAAUACCAUCGUCUCUGCAUACUCACUAGAGCUGUGAAAGAAUACCAAGCUCGCUACAACGGCCUGGACCAUUUCGGCGGAACUAUACAGUUUAUCAGCACGAAUUUCCAACUCAUCACUCGAUAUUUACCAGAGAAUGUGAGAAUCACUAGUUGGCAGGAUGUUUUGAUGCAUGACCCUUGUUGCUACAUGAGACUUGCAUUGGCUCUUGAACACUGCUCGAGGACAGCAACGAUUCCUACUGUUGAACAAUUAGCUGAGGAUUUAGAAGGAUCUUUGACCAUACCUCCACCUCAAAAUCUUGAUUCGAAGCAGGGUGACAGUCCGGACGACUUCAUGUCGCUGUCGAGCUAG
Molecule: messenger RNA, 942 nt
Organism: Fusarium poae
Lineage: Eukaryota; Fungi; Ascomycota; Sordariomycetes; Hypocreales; Nectriaceae
Exons: 3
Coding region: 1-942 (313 amino acids)
Source: RefSeq, a predicted model, not a curated record